Drosophila pseudoobscura is the source of this 1211-nucleotide messenger RNA. It is a transcript of the gene Coq5, whose product is annotated as ubiquinone biosynthesis protein COQ3, mitochondrial. Gene Ontology annotation, biological process: ubiquinone biosynthetic process. NCBI's taxonomy places the organism in Eukaryota, Metazoa, Arthropoda, Insecta, Diptera, Drosophilidae. The record is from RefSeq and is a predicted model, not a curated record. The transcript is spliced from 3 exons. The coding region runs from base 70 to 987 and encodes 305 amino acids. Gene Ontology annotation, molecular function: methyltransferase activity.
GUCUUCUUGUUUUGUUAUUUAAUAAUAUUCCCAACUUGAAACGAGCGGGAGGAUCUACCUGCAAACGAUAUGCAAAGUAACCAGAGCAUACGACUGCUGUCCCUGGCCAGGCACCUGAUAAGGCGGACAGCGACUCAAGCGUCCCAGCAAACGACUGGAGCAACAGGAGCAGGAGCAGCAGAAUCGGCCAGUUCCUCCUCUGGGACGGAACAGACCACGCACUUUGGCUUCAAAACGGUGAAGGACAGCGAAAAGGAACAGAAGGUCCACGAGGUGUUCGAGCAGGUGGCCAACUCUUACGACAUGAUGAACGAUGCCAUGUCCAUGGGCAUACAUCGCUUGUGGAAGGACAUCUUCGUGGAGCGUCUGGGCCCGACGCAUGGCAUGCGAUUGCUGGACAUGGCCGGUGGCACCGGCGACAUCACAUUUCGCUAUCUCAAGUAUCUGGCCAAUCAGGCGAAUCCCCAGCAGCGACCCAGCCAUGUGACCAUCUCGGACAUCAACCAGCACAUGCUCGAUGUUGGCAGGGAGCGGGCCCGCCGUCUCGGCCUGACCGAAGAGCAGUUGCCGAACACAAAGAUUGCGUGGCAGUGCGCCGAUGCCGAGCGGCUUCCCUUUGAGGACGCAAGCUUCAAUGCCUACACGAUUGCCUUUGGCAUACGGAACUGCACGCAUGUAGAUAAGGUGCUGAGCGAAGCUUAUCGUGUGCUGCAGCCUGGCGGGCGAUUUAUGUGCUUGGAGUUCAGUCAUCUGACCAACGAAACGAUGCAGUGGCUGUACGACCAGUACUCGUUCCAGGUGAUACCGCCCAUGGGCCAGCUGCUGGCCGGACAGUGGCAGGCCUACCAGUAUCUAGUGGAGAGCAUUCGACGCUUCCCCAAGCAGGAGGCCUUCAAGCAGAUGAUCGAGCAGGCCGGCUUCGACAUGGUGUCCUACGAGAACCUAACCUUUGGCAUCGUCAGCAUACACUCUGGCUUCAAGCUGUGAGUACGUAUGGAUGGGAUCUAGUAGUAGUUUUAGAAACGAAACCCUUUGUUGGUAUUUUAGCUGUUGAAUUUUUCUGUUUCCAUGCCGAUCACGUACUCCCGCGACGCUGCUGUGUGUAUCCCGCCAUCACCAUCACCGUCAAGCAUCGCAUUGAACGAGUUGAUUUUUAUUUUUCUACCGUGCGCUUACAUUAAAGUUUUUAUGUGGCUCUUUGUCAAAUAUUA